AUGAAUCAGUCUAGAUCUACAUCACAUGAUGGUGGUGAAGAAACCGUAUUUCAAGACCAUGAUCAUCCUGAAAAUGAGAGAAGAUGGCAACAAGAGCGUCUUCACAGAGAGGAAGCUUACUAUCAGUUUAUUAGUGAACUCAGUGAUGAAGAUUACCGGCUAAUGAGAGACCAUAAUCUUUUAGGCACCCCGGGGGAAAUAACAUCAGAAGAACUACAACAGCGGUUAAAUGGAGUCAAGGAACAAUUGGCAUCUCGGCCUGACUUUAGAAAUGGGACAAAUACCAGAGACUCAGCAGUCCCUAGAGAAAGUUUAGAUGAAGAUUUUCUACUAGAAUGGCUAAAUACCUUUCGUCGCACAGGCAAUGCAAUUCGAAGUGGACAAAAUGGGAACCAAACUUGGAGAGCUGUGAGUCGAACAAAUCCGAAUAGUGGAGAGUUUCGGUUUAGUCUGGAAAUCCACAUCAAUCAUGAGAAUAGAGGAUUUGAAACUCAUGGUGAAGAUAAUAUAGGCAUUCCACUUUCAGAUAUUAGCAGUGAUCAUACUACAAAUAGACAGCAAAGAUCAACUAGUCCUGUGGCUAGGCGAACAAGAAGCCAAACCUCAGUAAAUUUCAGUGGUGGUGGUUCCAACAUUCCAAGAACUAGGCUUGACUCAAGCGGGCAGAAUUCAGUAGAAAGAUUUUUCUCAACCUCAGGAAGUUUAAGAAAUGGAACUAGGAGACUAGUUAGCAUGCCUAGAACUAGUGCUCCACGUGCUAAUUUCAGUAGUCACACACACCAGUCAGGUGAUAGUGAACUCACACAAAGGGAGGGGCAGCGAUUUGGAGCAGCACAUGUUUGGGAAAAUGGUGCUAGAACUAAUGUGACAGUGAGGAAUACAAACCAAAGAUUAGAGCCAAUAAGAUUACGGCCUACUUUCAGUAGUCGAAGCCGUUCACCAAUUCAGAGACAGAGUGACACUGCUUAUCACAAUUCACAAAGAGAAGGUAGAUCUUUACAACAAAACAUUAGAAGGCUUUCGAGGAGGAGAGGUAUGACUCGUGUCCUUUUAGAACAAGAUAGAGCACACAGAGGAACAGCAUAUACCCCAUUCUCUAGCUCAAGACUCGUGUCAAGAAUAACAGUAGAAGAAGGAGAAGAAUCUAACAGACCCUCAAGUGCUGCACGACAUCCAACAAUCACACUGGACCUUCAAGUGAGAAGGAUUCGCCCUGGAGAGAACAGAGAUCGGGAUAGUAUUGCAAAUAGGACUCGAUCUCGAGUAGGGCUAGCAGAAAAUACAGUCACUAUUGAAAGCAAUAGCGGGGGCUUUCGCCGAACUAUUUCUCGUUUAGAGCGGUCAGGUGUUCGGACCUAUGUUAGUACCAUAACAGUUCCUCUUCGUAGGAUAUCUGAGAAUGAGCUUGUUGAACCAUCCUCAUUAGCUCUUCGGUCAAUUUUAAGGCAGAUCAUGACUGGAUUUGGAGAACUAAGUUCUCUAAUGGAGGCCGAAUCUGAGUCAGAGAUUCAGAGAAAUGGCCAGCAUUUACCAGAGAUGGAUUCAGAACUAAGUAACUUAGUGAAUGACAUCAGCGAGCACCAUGAAGAUUCCUCUCAAGACAGAUGGGCCCAAGAAGACAACACUGAAAUGAGUGGUGAAGAUGAGACCACUCAGCCUCAUAACCAGAACAGUGAUAGAAGAGGUAGACUGUUGCAGAAUUCAAAUAACUUAGUGGAAACUGGAACACUACCUAUUCUUCGCCUUGCUCACUUCUUUUUACUAAAUGAAAGUGAUGAUGAUGAUCGCAUACAUGGCUUAACCAAAGAGCAGAUUGACAAUCUUUCUACCCGGAACUAUGAGCAUAACAGUAUUGACAAUGAACUAGGUAAAAUCUGUAGUGUUUGUAUCAGUGACUAUGUAACUGGAAACAAGCUCAGGCAAUUACCUUGCAUGCACGAAUUUCACAUCCAUUGUAUUGACCGCUGGCUCUCAGAGAAUUGCACUUGUCCUGUAUGUCGACAUCCUGUCUUAGGGUCCAGUAUAGUAUACAAUGGAUGA
Molecule: messenger RNA, 2040 nt
Organism: Pipistrellus nathusii (Nathusius's pipistrelle)
Lineage: Eukaryota; Metazoa; Chordata; Mammalia; Chiroptera; Vespertilionidae
Source: the annotation of a GenBank genome assembly